[Torrubiella] hemipterigena is the source of this 2670-nucleotide messenger RNA. NCBI's taxonomy places the organism in Eukaryota, Fungi, Ascomycota, Sordariomycetes, Hypocreales, Clavicipitaceae. The record is from the annotation of a GenBank genome assembly.
AUGGAUGCUUAUAUGCUUGAAGAUGGUGAGGUCAAAGACCGCAUCCAUCAGGCUUCAGAAUUCCUCGAUCCGAGGGAGGGAGCACAUGAGCGCAGCUACAGAUCUGACAUUAUUCUGAUGAUUCAGAAGAACCAGCGCCGCCUGACUGUCAAUAUCAACCAUGUUCGCGAUCACAACCCUGAACUUGCCGACGGAAUCCUGCAGCAGCCAUUUGACUACACCCUCGCCUUCAACCAUGCCCUCAAACAGAUCGUUGAAUCGCUUCCUCAGUCGAGACCAGAUCAACGAGCGCAAGAUACAGUCUACUACUGCGCCUGGGCAGGUAGCUUCGGACUCAACGCCUGUAACCCUCGAACAUUGUCGUCUAACCAUCUCAAUGCGAUGGUUUCCCUAGAGGGUAUUGUCACAAGAUGUUCGCUGAUCCGACCGAAAAUUGUAAGAAGUGUGCAUUGGAACGACAAAAAAGAGACUUUCCACUUUCGAGAGUACCAGGAUCAAACGAUGACAAAUGGUGCUACAUCGUCGAGUGUAUAUCCCCGCGAAGAUGAGGAGGGUAACCCCUUGGUUACCGAGUAUGGCUUCUGCACUUACAGAGAUCAUCAAACAAUUUCUAUUCAGGAAAUGCCCGAGCGAGCACCGGCCGGUCAACUGCCCCGUGGCGUUGACGUGAUUCUGGAUGAUGACCUGGUCGAUAAAGUGAAGCCAGGUGACCGUGUCCAAUUGGUUGGCAUUUUCAGAACCCUUGGUAACCGAAACACAAACCACAACAGUGCGCUCUUCAAGUCUGUGAUUCUCGCCAACAACAUCGUCCUCCUUUCUUCAAAAUCCGGUGGAGGCGUGGCAACUGCGACCAUCACUGACACAGACAUUCGCAACAUCAACAAAGUAGCGAAGAAAAAGAACCUCCUUGAGCUCCUGUCUCAAUCUCUAGCACCGAGUAUCUAUGGCCAUGACCAUAUCAAAAAGGCGAUUCUCCUGAUGCUUCUUGGUGGUAUGGAGAAGAAUUUGGAAAACGGCACCCAUUUGAGAGGUGACAUCAACAUUCUCAUGGUUGGUGAUCCAUCUACCGCCAAAUCCCAGUUGCUUCGUUUUGUUCUCAACACAGCCCCUCUGGCAAUUGCAACAACCGGUAGAGGUUCUUCCGGUGUUGGUUUGACCGCUGCUGUCACUUCAGACAAGGAGACUGGUGAACGACGCCUGGAAGCUGGUGCCAUGGUCAUGGCUGAUAGAGGUGUCGUGUGUAUCGAUGAGUUCGAUAAGAUGUCAGACAAUGAUCGGGUGGCCAUCCACGAAGUCAUGGAGCAGCAGACUGUCACAAUUGCCAAGGCGGGUAUCCAUACCUCUCUGAAUGCGAGAUGUUCCGUCGUCGCUGCUGCCAACCCAGUCUUUGGGCAAUACGACCCGCACAAAGAUCCUCACAAAAACAUCGCUCUUCCAGACUCCCUUCUCUCCCGUUUCGAUUUAUUGUUUGUCGUGACAGAUGAUAUUGAGGAUACUAGAGACCGUCAAGUAUCUGAGCACGUUUUGCGCAUGCACCGAUACCGUCAGCCUGGUACUGAAGAGGGAGCCCCUGUCCGCGAACAAGCGUCACAAUUUUUAGGCGUCUCUGCCGACACCCAGACUACAACUGCAGGACCUACAGAUGUAUAUGAAAAGUUUGAUGCAAUGCUGCAUGCUGGUGUGACACACACUACUGGCCGUGGAGCCAACAAAAAGCCCGAAAUUCUCAGUAUUCCGUUCAUGAAGAAGUACAUCCAAUAUGCAAAGACGCGAAUUCGACCCGUCCUAACCCAAGAGGCUUCGAACCGCAUUGCCGAAAUCUACGUCGGCCUUCGCAAUGAUGAGAUGGAAGGUAACCAGCGCAGAACGAGUCCUUUAACCGUUCGUACUCUUGAAACAGUUAUCCGUCUGGCUACUGCUCAUGCCAAAUCACGUCUCUCUAGCCAGGUUGAGGAGCGUGAUGCUCUUGCUGCAGAGGCUAUUCUGCGAUUUGCCCUUUUCAAGGAAGUUGUUGAGGAAUCGCGAAAGAAGCGUCGCAGGACCAACACUGUUGAGAUGGAUAUCUCAAGCGAUGAAGAAGAUGAUGACGAUGAUGACGAUGAGGAUGACGAAAAUGACGCCGCAUUCAAGGGAAGUCGCCCUGCAGAAGGUUCCUCAAGGGCUACGCGCUCUCAAACUGGUCCGAGAAGAACUGCCAACGGUAAAGGUGUCGCGACUUCUAAUGAUCUUGAAGAUGAUGACGAAGACGAUGACGAGGAUGACGAAGAAGAGGCUGCCUCUUCAUCAGCACCUCACCGAAGCACAAGAUCGGCAAACGCAACCUCGCAGUCGCAGACAUCGUUUGCAUCGUCACUUCCCGCUUCUCAGCUACCUUCUCAGUCUCAGGACGAGUCCUUGGCCGAUGGCGCUGCAGAACUGGCCAUUGAUGAUACUCCAAUCACCACCAGUCGAUUGGCAACUUUCCGCACAGCUCUAGGUCAGCUACUGAACACAGAUCUCUUUGAGGAUGAUGCGGCCAGUCUUGACAAAGUCAUCACUGCCGUCAAUAAGAAGGUCGGAAACCGGGAUGGUGGCGCCUUUGGGAAACCCGAGUCCAUCAAGGCUCUCAAGAAACUUGAAGAAGCGAAUCACAUCAUGUUUGCGGACGGCGAUUUGGUAUAUAAGAUUUAG